Molecule: messenger RNA, 1962 nt
Organism: Hippocampus zosterae (dwarf seahorse)
Lineage: Eukaryota; Metazoa; Chordata; Actinopteri; Syngnathiformes; Syngnathidae
Product: prolyl 4-hydroxylase subunit alpha-1-like
Exons: 15
Coding region: 172-1737 (521 amino acids)
Biological process (GO): peptidyl-proline hydroxylation to 4-hydroxy-L-proline
Cellular component (GO): endoplasmic reticulum
Molecular function (GO): procollagen-proline 4-dioxygenase activity; protein binding; L-ascorbic acid binding
Source: RefSeq, a predicted model, not a curated record
CAAAAGCAAUUUCAUAGCAAGACGUGGCGACACCUGACAAACGAUCACUCGCAGAAGCGAUUCCAAGUCGGCAACCGUCAAAAGUGGGAAUCCAACAUAUUGGGACACAUUUCAGAGACUUUGGUUAAUUCUCAACGGCGGGCCGCCCGGUUUGACUUCGGCACUUCAGACAUGGCGGUCUUUUGCUUGUUGGUGAUUCUCAUCAGCUUCUCAUUGGCUGCCGAUGAGUUCUACUCUUCCAUAGGUCGCAUGACGGAGCUGCUGUACACGGAGCAGCAGCUGUUGGCCGCGUUGGACGAUUACAUCCAAGCGGAGGAGAGCAAACUGGAGACGGUCAAAAGGUGGUCCGAGAGGCUGGCCAACAUGUCUGCGUUUGCCAUCAAAAAUCCCGAACGCUUCCUGAGCCACCCCGUGAACGCCUUUAAACUUCUGAAGAGGAUGAACCGAGAGUGGCGCGCCCUGGAGAUGCUGGUGCGCAGCAACGUAUCCCACGGCUUCGUGUCCUACUUGGACUCCAGGAGCGAGCACCUUCCCGACGGGAACGACCUGACGGGCGUGGCCGAAGCCCUCGUGAGGCUGCAGGACACCUACCAGCUGGACACCGGCACCAUGGCCAAAGGGGAGCUGCCGGGAAGCUCUUUGCUCCUGAGCAAGCUGACGGUGGACGACUGCUACGACGUGGCCAUGGCGGCGUACGGGGACGACGACUUCUACCACACCGAGCUGUGGAUGGCUCAAGCUCUCCUGCAAUUGGAGCAGGGCGAGACGCCGGAAAACGUGGGCCCCGUCACCCUCCUGGACUACCACAGCUACGCCCUCUACAAGCAAGGAGAUCUGGAAGCCGCCUUGGUGUCCACCAAGAAGCUGCUGGAAAUCGACCCGGAAAACGAGCGGGGCAAGCAGAAUCUCAAGUACUUUGAGGAACACCUGGCGAAACAGCAGACGACGGAAACGCUCAAGAAGGGUCGCGUUCCCAAACACAGCGCGUACGAGCGGCUGUGUCGCGGCAACAGCGUGGAGAUGACGCCGCUCAAACGGAGCCUCCUCUCCUGCCGUUACCACGACAACCACCGCCAUCCCAACCUCCUGAUCGCUCCCGUCAAAGAGGAAGAGCUGUGGGACCAGCCCCGCAUCGUCCGUUAUUACGACAUUGUGUCCGAGGAGGACAUGGCAAUCUACAAAGCGUUGGCUCAACCCCAACUCAUGCGCUCCAAAGUCAGAGACGGCAAGACAGAGAAAUCUUACCCGGUUCGCACCAGGGUCUCCCAAAAUGCUUGGUUGAAGGACAAGGCCCACGAGAGGGUCGGCUGGAUGGUCAGGAGAAUCGGAGACAUCACAGGCUUGGAUGUGUCCACCGCUGAGGACCUGCAGGUGGCCAACUACGGCGUCGGAGGACAGUACGAACCUCACGUCGACUUCCAACGGUUUUCAGCGAACAAAAGUGUUGAGCCUUACGCGCAUCUGGGCACGGGAAACCGAAUCGCCACCUGGCUCCUUUACUUAAGUGACGUGCAGGCAGGGGGCGCUACUGUCUUCCCCAACGUGGGUGCGAUUGCCUGGCCCAUCAAGGGCUCGGCUGUGUUCUGGUACAACCUUCUGCAUGACGGACAGGGAAACUACGAGACCCAACACGCCGCCUGUCCCGUCCUGGUGGGGAGCAAGUGGGUGGCCAACAAGUGGCUGCACGAGCGAGGUCAAGAGUUCAGGAGGCGCUGCGGCCUGCAAAGUUCCACCUGAACGAGGGGAGUCAACUGGGCCAAGCCCAACUUCGGCACUCAGCUACAUGCUAUGUUGUAUUAUUGUGCUGCUGUUACCAUGAAUGACAGUGAUCAUCUGUGGAGAAAGAAAAAAAUAUAAAAACCACUGACCUCAAAUGAAGCCAAGGCUGAAUAAUUGAUUCUUGGAAUAUUUUGAGAUGAAUUUCCUUUUGGUUGCGUGAAGAAUUAAAUGUGUUUUGUUCCA